AUGCAGGUAGCCGGUACCGGCACCGGAGCGCGCCGGGUCCUCGUCGGGUCCCAGCCCCGCGCGUCGGCCCAGCCCAGCCGGGACCCCCCGCGACAUGCGCGUCCCAGCCCUGCGCUGAGCAGGCGGCAAUGUGGGGACUCCGACCGGGGGCUGCUGCGGGGGCUGCUGCUGGCGCUGGCGCUGGGCGGGCUGGCGCGGGCCGCGGGCGUCGAGGUGGAGCCCGACGGCGCGCACGGCGAGAGCGUGGGCUUCCAGGUGGUCACCUUCGAGUGGGCCCACGUGCAGGAUCCCUACGUCAUCGCGCUCUGGAUCCUCGUGGCCAGCUUGGCCAAGAUCGGCGACCUGCAGAUUGGGCUGCUGGACUUCCUCCUGUUUGGCAGCCUCAUUGCUGCUGUGGACCCGGUGGCCGUCCUGGCCGUGUUUGAGGAGGUCCAUGUCAACGAGGUCCUGUUCUUCAUCGUCUUUGGGGAGUCGCUGCUGAACGACGCAGUCACCGUGGUUCUGUACAAUGUGUUUGAAUCUUUCGUGGCGCUGGGAGGUGACAAUGUGACCGGCGUGGACUGCGUGAAGGACAUAGUGUCCUUCUUCGUGGUGAGCCUGGGGGGCACGCUGGUGGGGGUGGUCUUCGCCUUCCUGCUGUCGCUGGUGACGCGCUUCACCAAGCAUGUGCGUAUCAUCGAGCCCGGCUUCGUGUUCAUCAUCUCCUACCUGUCCUACCUGACGUCCGAGAUGCUGUCGCUGUCGGCCAUCCUCGCCAUCACCUUCUGUGGCAUCUGCUGUCAGAAGUACGUGAAGGCCAACAUCUCGGAGCAGUCGGCCACCACCGUGCGCUACACCAUGAAGAUGCUGGCCAGCAGCGCCGAGACCAUCAUCUUCAUGUUCCUGGGUAUCUCGGCCGUGAACCCGUUCAUCUGGACCUGGAACACGGCCUUCGUGCUCCUGACGCUGGUCUUCAUCUCCGUGUACCGGGCCAUCGGUGUGGUCCUGCAGACCUGGCUUCUGAACCGCUACCGCAUGGUGCAGCUGGAGCCCAUUGACCAGGUGGUCCUGUCCUACGGGGGCCUGCGAGGGGCCGUGGCCUUUGCCCUGGUGGUGCUUCUGGACGGAGACAAGGUCAAGGAGAAGAACCUGUUCGUCAGCACCACCAUCAUCGUAGUGUUCUUCACCGUCAUCUUCCAGGGCCUGACCAUCAAGCCCCUGGUGCAGUGGCUGAAGGUGAAGAGGAGUGAGCACCGGGAACCUCGGCUCAACGAGAAGCUGCACGGCCGCGCUUUCGACCACAUCCUCUCGGCCAUCGAGGACAUAUCCGGACAGAUCGGACACAAUUAUCUCAGAGACAAGUGGUCCCACUUCGACAGGAAGUUCCUCAGCAGGGUCCUCAUGAGACGGUCGGCCCAGAAGUCUCGAGACCGGAUCCUGAAUGUCGUCCACGAGCUGAACCUGAAGGAUGCCAUCAGCUACGUGGCUGAGGGAGAGCGCCGUGGGUCCCUGGCCUUCAUCCGCUCCCCCAGCACCGACAACGUGGUCAACGUGGACUUCACGCCACGAUCGUCCACCGUGGAGGCCUCUGUCUCCUACCUCCUGAGAGAAAAUGUCAGCGCUGUCUGCCUGGACAUGCAGUCGCUGGAGCAGCGACGGCGGGGCAUCCGGGACGCGGAGGACAUGGUCACGCACCACACGCUGCAGCAGUACCUGUACAAGCCACGGCAGGAGUACAAGCAUCUGUACAGCCGACACGAGCUCACGCCCACGGAGGACGAGAAACAGGACGGGGAAAUCUUCCACAGGACCAUGCGGAAGCGCCUGGAGUCCUUCAAGUCGACCAAGCUGGGGCUCAACCAGAACAAGAAGGCGGCCAAGCUGUAUAAGCGGGAGCGUGCCCAGAAGCGGAGAAACAGCAGCAUCCCCAAUGGGAAGCUGCCCAUGGAGAGCCCUGUGCAGAAUUUCACCAUCAAGGAGAAAGACUUGGAACUUUCAGACACCGAGGAGCCCCCCAACUAUGAUGAGGAGAUGAGUGGGGGAAUCGAGUUCCUGGCCAGUGUCACCAAUGACACAGCGUCCGACUCCCCUGCAGGAAUUGACAACCCUGUGUUUUCUCCGGACGAGGCCCUGGACCGCAGCCUCCUGGCCAGGCUACCGCCCUGGCUGUCUCCCGGGGAGACGGUGGUCCCCUCGCAGACGGCCCGCACGCAGAUUUCCUACUCUCCCGGCACCUUCCGCCGCCUGAUGCCCUUCCGCCUCAGCAGCAAGUCCGUGGACUCCUUCCUGCAGGCAGACGGCCCCGAGGAGCGGCCCCCCGCCGCCCUCCCCGAGUCCACACACAUGUGACGCCGGCUCCGACACGCCGCUAACCGGACGCUCGUCCCCGCGCCACGGUCCGCCCACCGCCGCCGCCGCUGCCGCCGCUGUCCCAGAGAAACCCCAGAUCCCCGCGCGGCUACAGCGAUCGCGAGCCCCGAGCCCCGCCUCACC
Gorilla gorilla gorilla (western lowland gorilla) is the source of this 2472-nucleotide messenger RNA. RefSeq names its product sodium/hydrogen exchanger 3-like. Gene Ontology annotation, cellular component: apical plasma membrane; plasma membrane; brush border membrane. Gene Ontology annotation, biological process: regulation of intracellular pH; proton transmembrane transport; sodium ion import across plasma membrane. The transcript is spliced from 2 exons. Gene Ontology annotation, molecular function: sodium:proton antiporter activity; potassium:proton antiporter activity. The record is from RefSeq and is a predicted model, not a curated record. NCBI's taxonomy places the organism in Eukaryota, Metazoa, Chordata, Mammalia, Primates, Hominidae. Bases 1 to 2328 code for a protein of 775 amino acids.